CAUUUGUGCUGAAGAAGAUGGGCUUGUUGAAGGCAAAUGUGAAAUAUAACGAGGAGGCAGGAGAGGGCUAUGGAUAUCUCAAGAACGCCUGGUGGUGGUCUGGCAUGACCUUGAUGAUAAUCGGAGAGCUGUGCAAUUUUGCCGCCUAUGCCUUCGUGGAUGCCAUAUUGGUUACUCCCCUCGGAGCCUUGUCUGUCGUCGUCACUACUAUACUGUCCGCCAUCUUUCUGAAAGAGCGUCUGAGUUUCGUUGGCAAGGUUGGUUGCUUCAACUGCAUCAUCGGAUCCGUCGUCAUCGUUGUCAAUGCCCCGGAGGAGUCGGCAGUCUCCGACAUCCAGGACAUGAAGAAGCUUGUUAUUACUCCAGGAUUUCUCAGCUAUGCCGGAGUUACUAUCGUGGCAUGUGUCAUUAUAGCCUUAUGGCUUGGACCGAAGUACGGCAAGAAGUCCAUGAUGGUAUAUCUCAGCAUCUGCAGUCUCAUUGGAGGCUUGAGCGUCGUGGCUACCCAAGGCCUUGGGGCUGCUAUCGUCGCGCAAGCUGGCGGGAAAGCCCAGUUCAACCAAUGGUUCAUCUAUGUCCUCCUUGUAUUCGUAAUCUCAACCCUAGUCACAGAGAUCAUAUUUUUGAACAAAGCACUGAAUCUCUUCAAUGCCGCCCUUGUCACUCCUACAUAUUACGUCUUUUUCACCAGCUCAACCAUCGUCACCUCCGCGGUCUUAUUCCAGGGUUUCCACGGCACGGCAGCGAGUAUCUCCACUGUAAUCAUGGGGUUCUUGCAGAUUUGCGCCGGAGUUGUGCUACUCCAACUCUCCAAGUCCGCCAAAGAUGUCCCUGACGCGGCUGUCUUCAAGGGCGAUCUUGAUCAAGUCCGAACUGUCGCCGAACAAGAAGAACCGGAGUACGAGCCUAGAGCUGACACUAUCCGUGGAGGUGGCGCUAUUCUUCGCUCAUUUUCAGUGGCGAGACAAGAGAAACAAGUUCAGGAGGCCAAGAAGCUACAAGAAGAACGCAUGGCCCCGAUUGGAGAGAACGAACAAGUCGAAUGGGACGGCCUGCGGAGGCGCAAGACCGUCCUAGAGCCCGGACAAUCACCUUUGCAGCGGCGGAAGACUAUACAUCCGCCUUUGGGAAUGUCCCAUUUUCCCAACGAGAAUGAGUCUGUUAUGAGUGACGAAGACGACGUUCACCCCGGCUUCUUUACCCGGUUACGAUCUAGGGGCAAAUCUGGAUCACAUCAGCCUAUAUCUCCUCUCCCAAUGGAGGGUUUGCACUUCCCAAAGGAUGAGGACCGCCCCCCAGGGUCCGCCGAUAUCCCAACAGCCCAUACUUAUGGAUUACCAGCCGGGUUGCAAAGAGACAUGCAACAAGACACCAGCUACAAGCCACAUGAGCCAGCUAUCCACUGGGCUCCCGUUGUUGAGGCGGACCAAGGGAAAUCAAAAGAUAGCUUAGCCCCUCCAAGACCGCCUCCACAUACUGCCAAGAGACAGUUCUCGUUCCAGAACGUCUUCCAUCGAAACAGGGCGGAAAGCACUGGAGAAGGAAGUGAAUCAGCUCGACCUACGUCUCGAGGUACAUUGAGCUUCUCGUCUAGAAGGACCAGUAGCAAGGACCAUACGCCACGCACUGAUGGAACAACGGAAGAGGAGCGCCUUGGUCUGGUCAAGGGCGACUCUCAGAAUUUGCUCGGCGUUCCAGACUAUGGCGGUUCGCCGCCCGAUUACUCAGACACAGAAGAAGGCUUCAUAGACCUAAGAGGCCACCGGCUAGAAACCGUACCAUCGGGGUCAAGUUUGCCCCAGUUUGCGUUCGAGCCGCGAGCACGCAAUCAGAAGAAAGACGACGACACUGACGAUGAUGACCGAUAUGACACGACACACGGCAAAGACAUUGAGAAGAGUGGACGUGGGAGUCCAGGAGCGUUCAUGUAACGGUUGUUUUGUACGAAUCUAUUCCUUGUCGUUAUGCAGCGUUGGAAAGCGUGCGUUGGGAUCUCCUUCACCUAUUCUCGGUUGUAAUAAUCUUAGGGUUGUAUUCUUUAACAGAGAUACCCACAGGGUCUUGGAUAGUAGGUUGCGUGGAGCAUGGAACUUGUACAUGCGCGUCUCCCGCAUUCGUAGAUAUUAUUAGACAACGAGGGUCGUUAGCUCUGAUCGACGAGCUCAAUUUCAAAGUAACAGACAC
Mytilinidion resinicola is the source of this 2184-nucleotide messenger RNA. RefSeq names its product DUF803-domain-containing protein. Gene Ontology annotation, cellular component: membrane. The transcript is spliced from 2 exons. Gene Ontology annotation, molecular function: magnesium ion transmembrane transporter activity. Gene Ontology annotation, biological process: magnesium ion transport. The coding region runs from base 18 to 1931 and encodes 637 amino acids. Lineage: Eukaryota; Fungi; Ascomycota; Dothideomycetes; Mytilinidiales; Mytilinidiaceae. The record is from RefSeq and is a predicted model, not a curated record.